Molecule: messenger RNA, 525 nt
Organism: Drosophila navojoa
Lineage: Eukaryota; Metazoa; Arthropoda; Insecta; Diptera; Drosophilidae
Source: RefSeq, a predicted model, not a curated record
ACGUGUUUUAUUUCUGAUUAGUUAGCAGUUGAAAACAAAAUGUGGAAGAAGUUUAUUUGUGCUCUAGUGCUGGCGGCCUUUUUGGGCCUGCAGACGGUUAACGGUCUGUAUUGCUACACCUGCGAUUCGCCGAGCUCCUGUCGUUCGCCCACCUCACAGUACUGCGACGUCAACACUGCCAACACGACCAGCGCUUGGCUGAGAAGGCUUCACAGUAAUGUUCCAAGAACCGUGGGCAAUAACUUCAAGUGCCUGAAUCUAACAUAUUACUACCCCCAAAACAACGUCAAAACCCAAGAGAUUCUGGGUUGCUACUAUAGUUCUAUACCAGUUUGUUAUCUUAGUCUGAACGCGACCAACAGCUAUAACUGGGCUAAGUCCUGUUACACGUGUGGCAACGACAAUUGUAAUCACCGCAAUCCGGCGGGAACUCUUAGCAAGAGCAGCUUUACCAUCAUGUCUUCAGCUUUGCUCCUGAUCCUAGCCAAAAUAUUCAAAUAAGGAAAUUUUAAAAUAAAAAUUAAA